AGUGCGAAAACGUAAACAUAGCGAAUCGUAAAGCUUAAGCGAGCGGUUGGAUUCAGCUCAAGCAGCGAAGGAAUACAAAAAAAGUGAAUUGCAAUUGAAGUAUAGUAAAAAAUAUUAAAUUAAAUUGGAAACGAUUGAUGCACUUAAAAACGGUCAAAAAAUAAGUAAAUAAAAACCCAAAUAUCGAACCUAACAUUCGAUAAUUUAAACAAUUUUAACCUAAAAACGUAAACAAAGUUUGUGAGUUCAAAAACCUUGAUUAAGGAGCAGCAAUAAUUUUUAUAAAAGAAAAUUGUGAAAAUAAAAACUACUCCAACAAAAACCAAAACCCAAAACCACACCUUCGGCUCCAGUUUGACACUUCAAUCAGCAAUAUGAGGCGAUUAAUCGUUUUUGCCUUCCUACUGCUCAUUCCACAGUCACCACUGUACUGCAACGCGGCCACCACAACCCAGCAAUCUAACAUUCUGUUGCCACACGCCGACAUCAAGAGCCGCAAAUUCCAAACUCAUUUCAUUGAUGAGCUCAACGCUUUGGUGGACACAGCCGCCGGCGAUCAUCUCAAUCGCCUACUGCAGGAGCUGCGCGCUAACAAAGACUAUGUCGCCUAUGUGUCACGCAUCGAGUCAGCUGCCAGCGCCACAAGACUCCUGCCGAAAAUCGUCUACCUCAAGCAGUUGCUCGACCUCAAGUUGAACGAGCCGCCGCACAGCGUCGAGAGCUAUUACACGGUGCGCAAUCUAAACUUCCUCGGCAAAUUGAAGCGUCAAUUAUUGCAGCUGCAGGAGGAGAGCGUCACAGAGCUGCGUCAUUUGCGCUGGUACAAUUUAUGCGAACAAUUUUGGUACCGCGAUGCGCUGUCCAAUCAAACACAAACGGCGACACACAAAGCCACACCGCUACCACCCACGGCGCCGCAUUACUGGGCGAAUGUCAAGUUGGCGCCACUGCGUGCCGAAACUGUAGUCGCCUCAACGGACGCAACGCCCUUGGCACAUAUCGAGCUCGAACGUUUCGCACGGCUGCUGUAUGCAAAUGUGAAGGCGGCCGGCGCGGAGUUAAUCGAUGAUUAUUUGUUCACCGUACGCAAGCUCUUGCAGGAGGCCAUUGAAGAAAAGCACAUUGCGGCUAUGUCAGCGACGGAAAAUGAAGAGGGGAAGUUGGAGCCAUCCACUGCCGACUCGCAUACACUGCACGCCACCAAGUUAAGCAAAGUGUUGGCCGAAAUCGACACAAUACUUGCCAUUGAUGACUUCUAUGCGAAACGCAAUCGUUUGUACAGCUAUCUCGAAAAUGACCUCUCCACCGAUUAUGAGCAAUUUAAGAACUCGCAAUAUGCAAACGAAGACUUGGCGGAAAUGCUGGCGAAAUUGCAACGCAAAGGCGUCGACCUCUUUGUCACAUUCAUAUUCAGUAAUUUUGAGUUCCUCGAGCGUUUGCACGACACGUGGCGCAAGCUAUUGCCAUGGCCAACGAACGCGCACGAAACGCCGCUGCAGUACGAUGCGUCAUCACAACGCCUCUUCGACGUGCAUCGCUUGUAUGUGGAGUUCAAGCGCGAUUGGGAGAAAAGCGAACGCUAUAACGCCUAUCAGGGCGUGGUGCAGGCCCUCUAUGCGGACACGCGUAAUGGCAGUGCGAACAUGCACAUUUUCGAGUUGCUGAACAAUGCAUCGGCGAAUGUGGGCACUGUCACACUCAACAUGAUUAAGGCAAAGUGCGACGAGCUGUAAACUUAUAGGGAGUGGCAAGGGAGACAGUUAUUUUUAACAAAAGGGAUAAGUGGAAGGUAGAACAAAGGGGUUUAAUAUUUAGAUUUUAGCUAAGUCUUGCGGUUUAUUAUCACCACUUCAAAUCUAAAAUUUUGUGAACUUAAUAAAAUAUUUUUUUUAUAUCUUAA
Molecule: messenger RNA, 1900 nt
Organism: Bactrocera latifrons
Lineage: Eukaryota; Metazoa; Arthropoda; Insecta; Diptera; Tephritidae
Exons: 2
Coding region: 375-1733 (452 amino acids)
Source: RefSeq, a predicted model, not a curated record